This is a messenger RNA of Chanos chanos (milkfish), 1300 nucleotides long. RefSeq names its product craniofacial development protein 1 (gene cfdp1). The record is from RefSeq and is a predicted model, not a curated record. The coding region runs from base 69 to 1028 and encodes 319 amino acids. The transcript is spliced from 7 exons. Gene Ontology annotation, cellular component: Swr1 complex. NCBI's taxonomy places the organism in Eukaryota, Metazoa, Chordata, Actinopteri, Gonorynchiformes, Chanidae.
CCGCCGCUAGUUACCAUAAUAUUUCUUGUACAAUUUUGCUUUUAUUAUACCCCUCCAGUGGACAAAACAUGAUGAACUACUCAGAUUACGACUCAGAUGAUUAUUCUUCAAAUGAAGAUGAAGACUAUGUACCAUCUGACGAUAACCUCAGUGAGGAUGAUCUGAAUGAGUGUGAGAAAGAGGAUGCCCUGGAGAAUGUGGAUUGUCAGAGUGAAGAGAAGUCAGAUAAUGCAAAGAAGAAAAAGAAGAAAGUGAGGACAAGUAAAGGCGUUGGCAUGAGGAAACGGAAAAAAGGAGGACUGAAACUUGAGGAGGGGGCAGAGGAGGACAAGGAGAAGAAAGAGAGAGAUGAAGAUGAUGCAAAAGAGGAAGGCUGUGUGUCAGUGUCAAAAGAGGCGGACGAAGAGGUUAAAAGGAAGAAAGAAGAAGAUCUUUGGGCUAGUUUUCUGAGUGAUGUGGGUCGGAGACCCAAAGCAACCGCAGCUCCUUCAACCACAGCAUCUCAGGAGGCCACUUCCACCGCUAGCUCAGAUGAGCCCAGCAAAGCCCCUUUAGAAGUUCAGCAAGAUGCCCUGAAACCUAAAGAAUCCUCCAAAAUCACUAUAACUAAAGUGUUUGACUUUGCAGGGGAGGAAGUUCGGGUUACCAAAGAGGUGGACACUGAUUCCCGGGAGGCCCAGAGCUUUUUAAAAAAAGAGGAGAGGGCUGCGGAGAAACAGGAGAAGACGGACGUCUCUCCCAAACCAGAGCUACCCCAAUCUCUCACCCCUGGACCCAGUGUGAAGAGGCCAGGCGGGAUGAGUGGCAUUCUGAGCCAGAUCGGUGUCAAGAAGCAGAAGAUGAGCACUCUGGAAAAAUCCCGACUGGACUGGGACGCCUUUAAAACUGAGGAGGGUAUAGAAGAUGAGCUGGCCAUCUUCAACAGGGGUAAAGGAGGGUAUGUGGAGAGAAAGAACUUUCUAGAACGAGUGGAUCAACGGCGGUUUGAGCAGGAGAAAACCGCACGGCUCAGCAACAUGAAACGAUGACAGGAGAGGGGACAUGCCUGCUUAUACACGCUUCACGCUGUUUUCCUUGCUCAGUAAUGCAACCGUUUAACUCCUGACCUGUGUCAGAUCUUUGGAAGACCCUGAUGAUAGAUGAGUAGAGUUCAGUCCAGUGUCUGUAAGGAGCACAGUUGACCAGAUGAGACUUGGACUCAUAGCCUCCAUACAUUUUUCUGUUUUCUGCAUAUUCCAUACAUAUCAAAACAUCACCUGUCCUUCAAGGCAAAAAAAGAGAAGGAAUUCAUCGAUUUUUG